CUGUAGGUGGCUGCCAGCCAGUCAAGAAGAAACAAAGGUUUCACACCGGGCUUCUCAUAAUACAAAGCAUCCAAGAUUCAGCGUGACUGGACUUGUUUCAGUUCCUGAUUCUUUCCCUGCUGAGGACUCCACUUCUUGAAUAUUCCACGAGCCAUACUGAUUCCUCCCAUCCGGGUCUCUGGAGCCUUAAGGACAGUGAGGGUAGACUACUAGUGUGACCCAUACUGGACUUCCUAUAACACAUAUCUUGUGUUUGACUUUGUCCUCUUUUUAGCAACCUGGUGGUGCUAAGUCCAGGAACAUUAGCUAUCAGUAGUCAUGGCCAGAGCCAUUGAAAUACCUGUGAAUGCUUAUGGUGUGAAUGAAACUGCACUAGGUUUAUGGUUGACUCUGAAGAGAAGGAAGCCCUUCCUUUGCAGCUGUGGUAAUAUUCUAAGUAAACCCUCCUCCUUCCUUUGAGAACAUCCCUCCGGUUACACAAUCGUGUGUCAGAUUUGCACAACAGCAGCUAGCUUCAAUGCAAAGACAGCUAGCAAAACGUCAACUGUCAAACAUACCUACGACAAUCGAAGGGCUUCCUCUCUUACAUCACAUGCUCUCGUGCUCUGUGCACCCUGACCCAGUUUUGCUUUCUAACCUGCGCCUUCCAGCAGUCAGCGGUGACUUAGACUCCGGGUUCUAAUGUGUCCUUUCUGGCUCCUGGGACCAUCGCACGUCACGUUUUUCUGUACUUAAGGGGCAUGAUCUGAAUUGAAAGUAAGCAUGCUGGUUUCCAGGUCUGCAGAGGAUAUAUGGGAAGGAAAGCACCUGCUGUUUGGGGUGAUAAAAGAUUUCCCUAGUGCCCAACGCAGAAUUGCUGUCUUCUUGAAUAGUUUCAGGGCCUGCCAGUUAAAGAACCUAGAGCCAAGACGACUGGCCGUGGUGGGAGAUGAGGAGGACCAGAUCCCAACACCGUCCUGGAGCUGUUUCCUCCAGCCCCCGGCACACUCUCUUUGUGUGGGUUAUUUAAUAAAUUCAUUUCACAACCCAUAGAGCACAGUAGGAAACAAUGCAAUUACUGAACCAUAGGAACACAGCUGCCAACACCGUGUUGAUUCAGAAUUGUCCAAACACUUGCAUGAGGGGGCGGGACGGAUGCAAUUUGCUGGUUCAACAGUUGACAUUGAUAAAUUGGAGUUUCGUUUCCUCUGCCUUCUGUUGGAGGUACUAAUGAACAUUGAAAGGCUAGAGAAACAGAGAGGGAAGGGAGACUCUCGCCUCAUCUGCAUACUAAGUAAUUGGGCCCGGGAAACUCGACACCAGUAGGUAAUGAGUGGACAUAUUUGAAGCCACUAAUAAAAGCCAAAUACAAUUAGACUUGUGAAAUAUUAAUUCUGCCUGCACAUGGAGUGGUCUAAGAGUCUUUAUCCUCGGGAGAAAGUAUUGCUUUUUCCUAAUAUCCUUUCAUAUGUUUUGUGAAAUGUUCUUUUGUGUUAAAUGAGGCAUUGUGCCAAGAUUCCUUGCCUUCUGGAAAAUGAUCUUUUAAGGUCUCUUCCAAGCUCUGUUUUUUUUUUUCUCCUCCCCCUUCUGUGGCAUAAGAAUUUGCCUGAGACAGUCUGCUCGCCCUCACAGGCUUCUGUUUUGUACAACAUUCAGCUCCUCGUUCGCUCAACAAGUGUGCGGUGUGCCAGAAAUAAAGGAGGUGACCAUCUGGAAGCAUCCCCCGGGCCCCUCUCAUGAGCUGCCGGUCUAGCAGGGACAUGGGAAUGGUGCAAAAGCUCGAUCAAAAACUCCCCGUGGCGAACGAGUAUCUGCUGCUCUCUGGAGGGGUCCGAGAAGGCGUGGUGGACCUGGACCUAGAUGAGUUAAACGUCUAUGCCCGGGGCACUGAUUACGACAUGGACUUCACCCUUCUGGUGCCGGCCCUUAAGCUGCAUGACCGUAACCAGCCUGUGACCCUCGACAUGCGCCACUCAGCCUUGUGCCACUCCUGGCUGAGCCUCCGGCUCUUUGACGAGGGGACAAUCAGUAAGUGGAAAGACUGCUGCACCAUCGCCGAUCACAUCAACGGGGCCACCAACUACUUCUUCUCUCCCACCAAAGUGGCCGACUGGUUCUACGACUCCAUCAGCAUCGUCCUCUCCGAGAUACAGAAGAAACCCCAGAGGGGGAUGCCAAAGGUGGAAAAGGUAGAGAAGAACGGGACCAUCAUCUCCAUCAUCCUGGGUGUGGGGAGCAGCCGCAUGCUGUACGACAUCGUCCCAGUGGUGUCCUUCAAAGGCUGGCCCGCGGUGGCUCAGAGCUGGCUCAUGGAGAACCACUUCUGGGAUGGGAAGAUCACCGAGGAGGAGGUCAUCAGCGGCUUCUACUUGGUGCCGGCUUGCUCCUAUAAGGGCAAGAAGGACAACGAGUGGCGACUGUCCUUCGCCAGGAGCGAGGUGCAGCUGAAGAAGUGCAUUUCGGGCAGUCUCAUGCAGGCCUACCAAGCCUGCAAAGCCAUCAUCAUCAAACUCCUGUCAAGGCCCAAGGCUAUCAGCCCCUAUCACCUGAGGAGCAUGAUGCUCUGGGCCUGUGACCGGCUCCCCGUCAGCUACCUGGCUCAAGAAGACUAUGCAGCCCACUUUUUGCUGGGCCUCAUUGACGACCUGCAGCACUGCCUGGUCAACAAGAUGUGCCCUAACUAUUUCAUCCCUCAGUGCAACAUGCUGGAGCACCUGUCGGAGGAGACCGUCAUGCUCCACGCCCGGAAGCUGUCCUCCGUCCGCUCCGAUCCUGCAGAGCAUCUGCGCACCGCCAUCGAGCACGUGAAGGCGGCCAAUCGGCUGACGCUGAAGCUCCAGCGUCGGGGCAGCACCACCAGCAUCCCCUCCCCGCAGUCGGACGGAGGGGACCCCAAUCAGCCCGAUGACCGUCUGGCAAAAAAACUGCAGCAGCUAGUAACUGAGAAUCCAGGGAAAUCCAUCUCGGUCUUUAUUAACCCCGAUGACGUCACGAGGCCCCAUUUCAGAAUCGAUGAUAAAUUUUUCUGAGUGUUUUGUUGACUUUUCUCUCCCUCCCACCCCCCCGUAUCUUGGUUCUAAAACUUACAUAGUGUGAUUUGUGACUGUCAUUCUGUUUUUACACAUCCAGAUGACAUUGGAUUUGGUAAGAACACAUCUUAAGUUUCCUGGUUCUGCAGGAUGGUGUGGGCUCUGAGACAGUAUUAACUACUAUUUCACAUUCUGCCUGACUUUGCUGUUUGUUUUCUAGUUAUUUGUGGACUUCGAUUUUCCUUGGUGUUCAUUUUUUAAGGAGAACUUGAGCCAUAGACGACACUGCCCAUGACUCCUCUUGCUUGCUUUCUAUCUCACACCCAGUGUAGAUUUGUUGGUGGGUUUGGGGGAACACAUUUCAUCCUGGCAUAUGCAAAUGUACUCUCUUCGGUUUUUGUUCUGUCUUUGACCUUGUUCUUCUCCUGAGUUUUCACUGAGAGUCCUAAGAACCUGCAGGCCCUGGGUGUGCUGGCUGCAUUUAUUUCUUUGCACCAGCAGUCAGAAGAGUUUCCCCUUUUCUACUUCAAGAGAGAGAGAGAGAGAGUGUGUGUGUGAUGUGCAUUGUGUUUCCAAGCAACCUCAUUGAAUGUAAUUGUCCUCGAAUCAGCAAACAUUGGAUGGUUUGGAGGGAGGGUUUGAUAGCUUUCCAAACAGAAUUAAGGUUUCCAAAUGUUAGUUUUAGUGUUUGUAAUUAUUUGAAGCCUUAUUUAAAUCCUAUUAAGGAGCACACCAUUCUAAUUGUUAUUUGCACUAAUGCAGUCUUUGCCAUUGUCAUAGCUGCGAUGUGUGUUUGAGCACCCAUUAACAUCCCUCUGGAAAAUGCCGUUGUCGCUUCUCAUGUAGUCUAGUUCUCCCGGUCAGUAGGGUGAGUCUCUGCAUUUGUCUAGUUCUCCUUUAAUUGUGGGUCCCGUUUUGCCCUCUUUGAUAGCUCUGGUUUCUGCCUUAUUGUGGGGAGUUCUUAAAGCUUUAUACCUAUUCACCGAACAUCUGAAGCUGGGGGAGAUAAUACUUGAUAAAGUGGGUAUCUUUGUAUUUAUUUCUGUGGGGGGAAGGGGGUCCUAGAGAUCUUCUCUUCCCCUUUCCUUUUAUAAAGUCUCUUUACUUCUCCUGAGAUCUGACAGGCAGAAUUAUCCCCAGAUUGAAGAUAACCGUGCCUGUCCAAAGCAGGUUUCACUGUAGAGCAGGAACCAGGAAAUACCUAAAUUGCUCUGUCGGAGUAAGGGAGUCCUAUUAUCUGACAGAAACCAUUUGCCAGGCUUAGGUGCUUCAGGGCGUGCUGGCCCCUGUUUUGGUGUGAAUUCAAGGCAAACCGUGGUGCUUGAGCCGUGGACGGACCUGCUGAUCUAGAUGACGCCAAUGACCCCAUGCCUGCUAAUGGAAGCGUCAAGCAAGCCACGGUGGCUGUUUCAGUCUUGAACGUCCAGACUCAUCGGUUGUAUUUUGGCCAGUUGGAGUCAGGCUCUUGGAGUUUUGCAUGGGAAUUAAUGUAAUGCUUAUAAAUCACUCAACAAUCUCAAGUCAUACACAAAAAUAAAAAAGAAACAUACUGGCCUUGGAA
Molecule: messenger RNA, 4569 nt
Organism: Rattus norvegicus (Norway rat)
Lineage: Eukaryota; Metazoa; Chordata; Mammalia; Rodentia; Muridae
Source: RefSeq, a predicted model, not a curated record